Paramuricea clavata is the source of this 2922-nucleotide messenger RNA. The record is from the annotation of a GenBank genome assembly. Lineage: Eukaryota; Metazoa; Cnidaria; Anthozoa; Malacalcyonacea; Plexauridae.
AUGAUUCAAGAAUUACUAAGAAAAAUCUUUGUUAUUCUCAGAUACAAUUGUGAGGUAUCUGAUGGCUUUUACCAUGAAGAAUCCUCAGAUUCGGAUUACAUUCCCAAUAACAUGGACUGUACUCCCAACCGUAAACGGGUGCAGAGUGAUAGCCAGAGCAAUGACGAAGAAUCUACAAGUACUAGCCAAGCAAGUAGACAAGGUGAUUGUGGUAGAGGAAGGCAUAGCGAUAGAGGUCAUGGUAGAGGAAGGGCUCGUGGAAGUCGCGGUGUAGGCGGGUAAAGGGGACGUAGCAGAGUGAAUGUGGUUCGCGGGGGGACGGUGAAGGAGUAGUGGGGCUGGUCAGGUAGUCCAGGGAAGUGGUCAAGUUGCAUGUUCAAAAAAGUCUUAUAAUGAUCGAGACUCUGGACCUUUCCAACCUGCUGGACUUCCAGGUUUGCAUCUUGACAUGAGAGAAACGCAAGGUGCUAUGACAAAAGCUGUGGAUUUCUUUCAACUAUUUUUCACCAUAGAAUUGUUGGACGAAAUAUGCAACCACAGUAAUACAUAUGGUUCGAUGAAUGUGGGUAAUAAACCGAUGUAUGGUAAUUCUGACGGUACGUGGGAAGAAAUGUCUCCUGACAAAUUGAAAAGGCUCAUUUGUUUGAUCAUCUAUUUUGGUAUAACAAACAGUGGCGUAGCUGGCUGAAAAAAAUCGUCCCGCCAAAGGCGGACCCCUCGCACCACAGGUGCGACCUUCCUAGAGGGGUUGGGGGCAUGCCCUCCCGAGAAAAUUUGGAAUCUAGAACCUCGGAAAUGGCAUUUCCUGCGAUUUCGAGGGUGGAAGGAUGCCACUAAGCAAAGUUUCUAUACACCUCUAACACGAGUAUUUUCCCUUCGUAAAAUACAAAAAAUGCCAUAUGGCCGAGAGAAGAUCUGUGUGAGCUCAGAGAAGUGCUGUGCUAGGCAAAAAAUAUUGCCCUCUUCACUGAGUCUGCAGCACGACGAAUAAUUAAUCACUGCAUUUCGUAUAAUGUCUCAAGCACCGCGUAUGAUGUUGAAACCACAGCAAGUAGUUGCAGCAAUGCGAUAAUGAUAAAACCACUGCGUACAAUGCUGAAGGUACUGCGUAUAACGUUAUACCGACCGCGUAUAAUGUCUCAAGCACCGCAUAUAAUGCUAAAAGCACCUCGUAAAGGCUCGUAACGUUAUACCGACCGCGUAUAACGUCUCAAGCACCGCGUAUAAAUGUCUCAAGCACCGCGUAUAUGCUAAAAGCACCUCGUAAAGGCUCGUAUGUCUCAAGCACCGCGUAUAUUAUUAAAUAAAUGUCUCAAGCACCGCGUAUAAUGUUAAAGUCACCUCGUACAAUGUUGCGUGUAGCCCAUAUAUGUCAAAAUCAUAACGAUAAAAGCACCACAUUUAUAAUGCUAAAAGCAACGAAUGAAAUGAAAUUCCGCUGUGGCUUUCCAUAAAAUUCGUCACGCUCGUUGAAGCUAUUGUAUACAAAUCACAAAAGCAAUAUCAAAUAUGAUAUGAAUAGUAAUAUGAUGACCUACCACCGUCUCAGUCGUGAAUACUCGCGCAGAAAGCUUCGUCAGCAUGAAUAUUAACAACCUCCGCCUUCAUAAAAUAGCGGGACUUCGACAUUAAAAACAACCGUUCUGGGCAUGCGCUGCGCCAAUUAUCCAACCAGAAACCAGAAUUUCUUGUAUAAGAUAGUAUUGCAUAUCCCGCCACAUGAAAAUCAGCGGAACACGAGAUUCACGAAUAGCGUGAGUAAGCAAUAAAUUGCGUGGAAAUUAGCUAAUUCUGCAGGGUAUGUCAGUUACUAGACAACAAAGAGGUCAAAGAGCAGACAGCAAUAUUGCGUAAACUUUAAAUAAAUGACAAAUGAAAGCACUGAAAAUGACCAUAAUUAGUAUUUAAAUUUUCAGAAUAAGCAAAGCUGUGAUUUUGGCUUCACUAUAAAACAUUUAAUUACACAUUUUUUUGGAAAUUGUUAGUCCCGGCCGGCGGGACAGCGGGACCGCUAGCUACGCCACUGAUAACAAAUGUAAUACAUAUGGUUGGCUGAAUGUGGGUAAUAAAUCGAUGUAUGGUAAUUCUGAAGGUGCGUGGGAAGAAAUGUCUCUUGACGAAUUGAAAAGGCUCAUUUGUUUGAUAAUUUAUUUUGGUCUAACAAAUGUUGGGACAUUUGAGCGUUACUGGAGUACAAAGACAUUGUACUAUGGGAUUUGGGCAUGAAAGUUCAUGUCAAAGAAUCAGUUAGAAGCUCUCAUGGCAAUGUUACAUGUUGUCGAUCUCAGUUCAGAAGAGCAGGGUGAUAAACUGUGCAAAGUCAGAGGAUUGUUAGAUGCAUUCACUUCAAAGUGCUGAGAUUUGUAUCAGCCUUUUCAGAAUGUCAGUGUGGAUGAAAGAAUGGUGAAAUCAAAGAACAGGUCAGGUAUCAGAUAAUAUAUAAAGAUGAAACCCACUGAGUGGGCGAUAGAACCUUGGCUCUUAGCUGACAGUUCAAUCCACCAACUAAAAAUGGUCUUUGCUAUGAUGUUGUAAUGCGACUUGUGUGACGAUUGCUAAACCAAGGGUAUUGUGUGUUCUUUGCCAAUUUCUACACUUCAGUCAAGUUGGUAAAAGAUUUAUUUCAGAACAGGACACCAUCAUGUGGAACUGUAGCUGAAAACAGAGUGGACUUUCCAAAGAACAUGAAGGGAAAAAAGAGUUCGGCAAAAAAGGCUAAGAGAGGUGAUAUGAGACAGGAAAAUAUGAUUAAACAAAGCAGUGUCUACUCUUUCCAGCAUAGAUUCGGCAAAUGAUUUCCCGAUGGUGAAAAGGAAAGUAAAGGUAAACAAUGUUUGGGACAAAGUUGAUAUCAAAUGUCCAAAAGCUAUUGAAACCUAUAACAAGUAUGUGAAUGCGGUUGAUUGUUGUGAUCAAAUAUGA